AUGGUGCUCGCCGUCGCUGCACCUCCAUCCAAGCGCAGGCGGCUCGACUCUUUCCACUCCGACUCGGAGCGCGACGACGACGUCGACGACGAUGAUGAGCGCGAUGAUGAAGACAACGAUUCGGAAUCCUCGUCCCGCUCUCCGUCCCCGGCAGCAGGUGCACACGCCAUCGCUCACAUGAUCUCUUCCCAGCGUCAUCCCUCCACCAAAACCAAAACCACCGGCGCGAUAGAUCCCUCGCUCGACGACACGCCAUCCGCCUCCUCCCCUGCAAAACAUCGAUGCGACAUCUGCUCAAAGACCUUCGCACGCCACGAGCACAUGCUCCGCCACCGUGCAUCCCACACCGACUCCGCCUCAUUCUCCUGCGAAGACUGUGGUAAAAGAUUCCGCAGAUCCGACGUCCUCCAGCGUCACCGCCGCCUCCACGUCACACGCAAGGAACUCAACCUUGACGAGUCAAACACGAAACUCACAAAGCGCCAACGCUCCGCACUCGCUCGUGUAGAGGCCGCCUGCCUCCGCUGCUCCUCCAAAAAGCUCAAGUGCGACGCUGCAAAACCUUCGUGUGCCCGCUGCCGUCGUUUGCCGGACACCGCCUGCGUCUAUCCCGCCCACUCCGACACCGCUCCCUCCUCGCCCACGCACAACGUCGACGACGCCUGGGGUAAUGACCCUCCUCUCGCCUCCUUUGCCGCACACACCAAUUCCCCGCCCAUCGCCAGCUCCACACCUUACCCUGCCCAGGCAUCCGCCGCUAGUCCAGCCACUUUCGCUCAGCAACCUCCCUCCCUUCUCGACACCCACUUCUCCGCAUCUUCCAUAUCCUCGUCCACGCCCGUCGACCUCCAGCCUCAAUCUUUGCUCUCCGGCCCCCCUGCCAACUACAUUCCGGCCACUCACAGCCUCACGCACAUGCUCCACGCUCCUCCGCCUCCCGUCGAUGCAAAUGCUGCCAACGCACAACGCACGCUCCACGACCUCAUCGGAUGGCUCGACGGGCCUCUCGUCCAGGAACGCCCCGACCCCGAAAAGAUCGACUGGAUCUUUGGCGACAGCCCAGAAGCCCCUCAGCUCCUCGACUGGGCACAGAUGUACGAGUGGGCCGAUUUCGACCUCGCCGCUCGUCCCAACGCCCUCGCUCCCUCCUCCUCGGACGCCUUGUCCGCGCUACCCUCGUUCGAGCAAGCUCAAGCGCAGCCACAAAAUACCCUGACUCCCCACCAUCGCCAUGUCUCCAACGCCACGCCCAUUCAGCAAAACAGCCCGCUCUUUGUCCUCAGCUCCGCCGCAGAGAUGCUCGACUUUGGUCAGCGCUCUUCGCAAGCCUUGAACGACUCUGGAGCCGCCAAGACGCCAAUGCCCCCAAUCGGCGUGGACGAGCCCAAUCGCUCAGCCGAUGCACUACCUCCAGACAACAGAGCCGUCACCACAGGCCGUUCGCGAUGGAAUAGCCCCGAGCCCGCAGAAGACGACCUCGUCACUAGCGACUCGGCUCGAUCCGAUCCCUCCGACUCGAAGCGCGGUUCGCAUAGCGCAGACACCGCAGCCGCCUUGGCUGAUCGCCUGCGUCCCGCCCGCCACGCCAAAACCUCCAGUGGCCGCAACGCCGCCGCGUCCCAGGCCUGGCCCAACCGCUGGAACCCGGCCAUCAAGGAGAAUUCGCUGCCCAGCUUCACCUUCACCCGCGCCUCCGAGGAGCACCUCAUGGCCGAGGACAUGGCCCACGUCAAGCGCAUCGGUCAUGGCGCCAUGCACCUCAAGAACGCCGCCGAAGGCCCACUCGAAGAGGAGCGCUUCAACGCCGCUUUUGCCUCGCUCGACGCGGCCACGCUUAACGUCUACCUCCAGCUCUUCUUCCACCACUGCUACUCGUACCUGCCCGCCAUCCACCAGGUCACCUUCCAUCCCGACCGCUGCGAUCCCCGUCUGCUCGCUGCACUCUGUGCAGUCGGAGCCUUCUUCUCCGAGAUCCCGGGCAGUCGCAAUGCUGCCAUCUACCUCGCCAGUCUCGACCAGAUCAGCGUCAGUCGUGCCACGCUCUCCAACAACGCACUCGCACGCGUCACCUCGACCUUUCAGUCGAUUCUGCUCGUCUACAUGAUCUGGCGCAGUGUCGGCGUACCCUCUCGGCAGGAGUAUGCCGAGGCUUUCAGGUCAACCUACUGCACCAUGAUCCGGCGCGCUAGGCUGCUCGAGAAUAUCGCUCCGCCCAAGUUGCCGGCACGCGCAACCAUCGACGAGCGAUGGACUGCCUGGAUUGCUUGGGAAUCGGGCCGUCGUACCGCGUGGUCCACGCUCGUGUCCGAGACUGAGCUCUCGGUCCACUGGAACUUGCCCGAAGCUUUCGCGCCCAACGAGAUCACGGGCAAAUUGCCGUGUGACGAUCGGCUCUGGGAAGCACCUACGGCGAUCGAGUGGAUGCAGACCGCAAAGAUGCUCGCGCCUCCGCUGAGGGGACUGCAGCCGGGCGCAGGCGAUGGCAUGCCCUCGAUUGUGGCCGACGAAGCAGACGAGCAUUUUGUCUGGCCCGAUAGCUCGAGCCAGCUCGACGUGGCCACCGCGUGCGACAUCAUUCAGCGCUAUGCACAAGCGUCUCCCAACGAUGCCGUCGCGUCGGUCACCGAGGAAGAAAAGGAGGCACUUGCGCGACUUUCUCCGUUCAGCAGGCUGUGUGUUGGCUCGGCUGUCAUGCUGUCCACGCAUCACACGAUGAAGAUGGUUCGAUUCUGUCCGAUGCUGCUCGGCGACGAGGAGCAGGCGCGCGAGAGGAUGCGCAACUACCUCGGCUCGGCCACCGACCUGCUCAGCACCAACCAGGUGCGCGAUGCGCGCGUCGACCUGCUGCUGCACGCCAUCCAGCUCUUCGAACUCAUCUCGCCCGAGAUGCUCCAGCUGCUCUCGUGUCGCCGCGGCGUGCCUCGCAUGCAGGCUGCGCGCAACGAGCUCAACGCCCAACUCAACCAGGCCAAACCGUGGAAGACCAGAUGCAUCGUCUUUCAUGCUGGGCAGAUGCUGCGCCUAGCAAAGCAGAGUCUGCAGCGAGCUCCCGUCGAGUGUCUCCACAUCUUCUACGCUGCCAUCGCCCUGCAAGCUGUGUCGCUGUUGGUGCUUCAGAACUCGGCAGGUGCACCGUCGGGGACGAUCUAUCGCAUCGCCUUCAACGGGCCUGCUCGGUCGGCGGUUUCACAGGGAACGGCCGAUGCGGGAUCGACGCGGGUGUGGCGCUCUGGAUCCUCAGCCUCGAUCGCCUCAUCCACAUCGCCCUCGAGCGCAGGCGCUUACAGCUCGGCAGCCACCAGCAUCAACAGCAUGGAUGCGGCAGAUGCGCGCUCAGCACCUACGACAUUCAUGCUCGAAUCGGUCGGCAACCUCGCACACCCGCUAGCACCCGAACGCAUCUUGUCGCUCGCGUCAAAGUGGCUCCGCGCCGAUGAUGGCGUGGGUGUCUGGCCAAUCGGUCAAUCACUCGCCAAGAUCCUCGACUCACUAGCUGCACUGACGCCUCGACGCACGGAUGCCACUUGA
Molecule: messenger RNA, 3528 nt
Organism: Moesziomyces aphidis
Lineage: Eukaryota; Fungi; Basidiomycota; Ustilaginomycetes; Ustilaginales; Ustilaginaceae
Source: the annotation of a GenBank genome assembly